AUUGUCGCAAAAAUUUUAGUCUUGUAAACGAACAAUUAUUACGUGAUCUCAGAAAUAGUGUCUAAAAAUACAAAAUCAAUCAAGCAGUUCGGGUUCUUAAUUGCCGUCUUUAUCGGCUGUGUAAAUUAUUGGUGACAGUGUGUGAAGAUUCGCAUAAAUGAAUGAUGUCGCUGAGGUCGAAGGCCCUGGCGCUUGUGGAGGUGCUUUUGCGAGUCCCACCGCUGUUUGUGGUGGAUGAGUUCCUGAAGAUCAGCUUGGGAUUGCCGGUGUCGAGCGGCGAGGAGGUUUCGGUGCUUAGCAACGUGACAGUCGACCACGUAGAUGUUACUGAAGCGGAUGUGAAUUACUACGAUGCGAACUUCUAUAAUGCUUUCCUCUUUACUUUCUUCAAGUUCGUCAUCUGCUGCUUAGGAAUAUUGACACAAAAUUACUUCUGCAACGGCUUCGGCGCUGCGGGAAAUGCAGUCCCUUACCCUUUGCAUAGCAAAUCGCAGGCACCCAUGCUAACCUCCACAGCUUCCGCCUUCGGCGACCAGCCUCAGCCACUACAGCUCACUCAGGGGCCUGUGAUUUGCUACAGCGGGCGGGGGCUGCUUUCCCUCCAUGUCUACGACUUUACAAAACCACUAGGGGAUGCAUGUCAUCGCUCUGCGUGUUCGUACUAUACACCAAGCACCUCAUCAUAGUAUACCUGUACCUCAUGUCUCUGGGAAUAGUGUUCGUAUCCUACUGGACCAACGUGUCGGCGAUCAAACAAAUUCAAGCACUAACCCUAGCUGCUUCAACCCCAUAUCCCUCCCCGAGCAUACUCGAAGACAUUCUUAAUUUAAAUAUAAAAAACUUACUCGAUCUCGACGGCCCCGGCGUUCUAGUCAUACAAAAUUUUAGUAUACAGUUUGCCUUAGCAUUCCUCUUUAAAAAUGUCCACCUCGGACCUCGCAAUCAGACUAUACAGAAGCUAUUGCCUAUUAGUUUUAUGGCACCAUCGUUUCUGGCGAUGUUACCGGUUCCUCCCAAUCUUUUGCACCAUUCCCCCGUCUUCUCUUCGCUGUUGCCACUCUUUCUCGUCAAAUACGUCCUCUGGACUUCAGCUUAUUCCAUUGUACAAGUUAUCUACACUGGCUACCAGCACGGCAGACUGUUCGUAAGUAAUUACGGUCUAUCAGCGUUGGUGGAGACGGAGUGGAUGCGGUUGAACGUGCCGUGUGUUUUGAGGGUGUUUUGGGUGUUAAGAGUGGCGGAACAUGCGAUUCUGCUCCUAAUGGACAACUAUGACGAUGACAAUGAAGAGGUAUUAAAGGUUUCCACUCUACUAGCCGUCCAGUCUCUUGCCUCAAUGGCAAAAUCGUUGUUAGUAACAGGAUGUGAGACCAUAACAGCUGUUCUCGGGAUGACUUCAGUCAUAUCUUUCUUCUGUCACUACAUUGGCAACUUCUUCCAAUGGAUCCUGUUGACAGAUGAGGAAGAAGACAAAAGCAUUGGUACGGUCUCCGCUAUACUAUUCUAUAUACUGGCAUUGCAGACCGGAUUGACAUCAUUGAACCCUGAGAAAAGGUUUAUUCGACUGUGCAGGAAUUUUUGCUUGCUAUUCACAGCUCUUCUACAUUUUUUGCAUAACAUCGUCAAUCCAAUGUUGAUGUCUCUCAGUGCGUCACACAAUCCUAGUACCCAUCGGCAUGUCCGCGCGUUGGGAGUCUGCGCAUUUCUUAUUAUGUUUCCCAUUUCUCUACUUGUGUAUCUUUGGUCCCAGCAUUCCAUAUCUACUUGGCUGUUAGCUGUUAGCGCUUUCAGCAUAGAAGUUAUUGUUAAGGUCGUCGUCAGCCUCAUGAUCUACUCCUUGUUUCUCAUAGAUGCUUACAGGAGCACAUUCUGGGAGCAGUUAGACGAUUACGUUUAUUACAUUCGGGCUUUCGGCAAUACCAUUGAGUUCUGCUUCGGUAUUUUUCUAUUUUUCAACGGCGCUUGGAUUUUGUUGUUUGAGUCGGGCGGCGCAAUCAGGGCUGUGAUGAUGUGCAUUCACGCUUACUUUAACAUCUGGUGCGAGGCCAGGGCCGGUUGGUCAGUUUUCAUGAAGAGAAGGACGGCCGUGAACAAAAUUAACUCCUUACGAGAAGCUUCCUCUGACCAGUUAAAUCGUUUGGACGACGUUUGCGCGAUAUGCUACCAAGAAAUGCAUUCCGCCAAGAUCACGCGCUGCAAUCACUUCUUCCACGGCGUCUGCCUCAGGAAAUGGCUCUACGUCCAGGACAGGUGUCCACUGUGCCACGAUAUUUUAUAUAAGAUAGACAACGAUCCCAAUAAAGAUAACAACUCCGAAGCUGGCAACGAAGAGAACAGUAACAAUCAGAAUCUACUCUUGGAGGAGGAGCCAGAUUUGUUUUUAGGCGACGGUGUGAGAUGACGUUUAGAAGAAGCCUUACAAAAUUUUGAUUUAGAUUUUGAGUUAGAUUAAAACAAUAUAAUGAUUUUUGAGUCCGAGUUUUAUCAGUGGUAUUUUUAAUUUUGUAUAGUAAGUUAUUUGUUUUUUUUUUAAUUAUUAUUAUUAAAAAUCAGUUGGAUUCCUGUGAUUUAAGGUAUAAAUUUUGUCUUGUGACGAGUGGAUACUUUCACUGUGUGACGUUAGUCUUAAGUUAUUAGUCUCGCUUAGUCCUUCCUGGCAAUGCUGUGACCAUUUCUAUGAAUGUUACAUGUAUUUUAAUGAAAAAUCGCUAGUGCAUUACCUGCCUAUGCUAACUAAAUACCGUUAUUGAAAAAAAAACAAAGCUAUUUGUAAAUAGUACUUUAGAAAUAGCUUUUAAUAUUUUUGAAACUAACGUGAUGAUGAAAAAAAAUCUAUAAAAAUAGUAAUUUUUCUCAAUAAACUGUAAAUAAACUAUUAUUUUAGUAGC
Messenger RNA from Parnassius mnemosyne (clouded apollo), 2888 nucleotides. NCBI's taxonomy places the organism in Eukaryota, Metazoa, Arthropoda, Insecta, Lepidoptera, Papilionidae. The record is from the annotation of a GenBank genome assembly.